This is a messenger RNA of Anopheles darlingi, 866 nucleotides long. It is a transcript of the gene Sbds, whose product is annotated as ribosome maturation protein SBDS. The transcript has a single exon. Bases 24 to 785 code for a protein of 253 amino acids. The record is from RefSeq and is a predicted model, not a curated record. Gene Ontology annotation, biological process: ribosome biogenesis; cytosolic ribosome assembly. Lineage: Eukaryota; Metazoa; Arthropoda; Insecta; Diptera; Culicidae.
AUUUGCCGAAAUUUUUAGCCAAAAUGCCUAAAAUAUUCACUCCAACGAACCAGAUUCGGCUCACAAAUGUGGCCGUAGUGCGGAUGAAGAAAAACGGGAAGCGAUUUGAGAUUGCCUGCUACAAAAACAAGGUCCUAUCGUGGCGCGCCGGAGCGGAGAAGGAUCUGGACGAAGUGCUGCAAACGGUGGCCGUGUUUCACAACGUUUCGAAAGGCGAAGUGGCCAAAAAGGAAGAGCUCGCUAAAGCCUUCGGCAAGGAUGAUGUGACGGAAAUAUGCAAGGAAAUAUUGGCGAAAGGAGAAUUGCAGGUCUCCGAAAAGGAACGGCAGGACCAGUUGGAAUCGAUGUUUAAGGAAAUCGCCACGAACGUUGCAGAUAAAUGUGUCAACCCGGAAACGAAACGACCAUAUCCCGUGUCCAUUAUAGAAAAGUCUAUGAAAGACAUUCAUUAUUCGAUUAAACCACAUCGGAACGCCAAACAGCAGGCGCUGGAUGUGAUCCGGCUGCUCAAGGACACCAUUCCGGUGGAGCGGGCAAAAAUGCGCUUGAAAUUAACACUACCGGCCAAGGAAGCGCGGAAACUGAAGGAGCGCAUCCUCAAGCUUAGCUCCACGGUUACGGAAAACGAAGAAUGGCAAGGCGAGCUGCUAGUGUUAACGUGCCUGAUCGAUCCGGGACAUUUCCGGGAGAUGGAUGAAAUCAUUCGCGUCGAUUCGAAAGGAUCGGGCACGCUGGAAGUUUUGAAUUUGAAGGAAAUCAAAGAGGGCGAAGAGGUGUUGGAGUAAUCUGUUGCUGCAUGGCGGCGCGUGUGAUGGAAAAUACAAAGAUAUUCUAAUAAAUAUUUAUGAUGUUCUUCUAUUUACGCA